Messenger RNA from Anthostomella pinea, 3237 nucleotides. Lineage: Eukaryota; Fungi; Ascomycota; Sordariomycetes; Xylariales; Xylariaceae. The record is from the annotation of a GenBank genome assembly.
AUGGCCGCCCAGUUUUUCAUGUCCGGUCGCUCCAGCGAGCCCGCAUCAGGGGCGAAGCCCAUUCCGGUCCCUCCAGGUCUACCGUUCCUUGGUAACAUUGGCGAUAUCGAUCGGGAGCUGCCCCUGCGCUCCUUUGUCGCUCUUGCCGAGAAGUAUGGCGAGAUUUACCGCCUGAACUUGCCGGGCCGUACCAUGGUGGUCAACUCAAGCCACCGUCUUAUUAACGAGCUUUGCGACGAGAAACGAUUCAUCAAGAUUCCCAAAGGCGCGCUGGAUCAAAUCAGGAAUGGCGUUCACGAUGGCCUCUUUACUGCCCGGCCCAAUGAGCCUAAUUGGGCCAUUGCCCACCGAAUCUUGAUGCCAGCGCGAGCUGGAUAUCGAGCUUGGCUCCACAUACAAGAAUGCGAUGCUAACUUGAACAGAUUCGGGCCAGUGUCCAUUCGGGGAAUGUUUGGGGAAAUGCAUGAUGUAGCAACUCAGCUCGCCCUCAAGUUCGCUCGCCAUGGUCCAACCACGCCCAUCGCGGUUACGGAAGACUUCACACGCCUGGCACUUGACACGCUGGCUCUCUGCUCAAUGGGCUACCGUUUCAACAGCUACUACACGACAGGCUUACAUCCCUUUAUUGAAGCCAUGGGGGACUUUCUGACCGUGUCUGGCACACGUGCCAGUAGACCAAUGCCAGAUUGGUUUUACCGGGCAGAAGACGCCAAGUAUUUUCAAGAUAUUGAAGUACUUCGAAAAACUGCUAUGGAUGUCCUACGAUCACGAAAAGAGCAGCCGAAUGAUCGCAAGGAUCUCCUCAACGCCAUGCUGAACGGCGUGGACAGCAAGACUGGACAGCGCAUGACCGACGAGAGCAUCAUUGACAAUCUGAUCACCUUCCUCAUCGCUGGCCAUGAGACGACGUCCGGAACGCUUUCAUUUGCCUUUCAUGAGCUUAUGAAAAACCCUGAAGCAUACAGGAAGGCACAGAAGGAAGUCGACGAGGUGGUUGGAAAGGGACCGAUCACAGUUGAGCAUAUGUCCAAAGUGCCCUACAUCUCAGCCAUCCUGCGUGAAACCCUCAGACUGGAUUCACCCAUCACCAUAUUUAGUGUCGUUCCCGUAGAGGACACUUUGUUGGCUGGACAGUACCCGGUGUACAAGGACGAAGCCAUGAUGCUGUUCGUCAAACAGGCUCACGUGGACCCAGCAGUCUACGGAGACGAUGCCCACGAGUUCAAGCCGGAGCGCAUGUUGGAUGAACAAUUCCACAAGCUUCCAAAGAAUGCCUGGAAACCUUUCGGCAAUGGGGCUCGUGGAUGCAUCGGAAGACCAUUCGCCAUCCAGGAGGCUACCCUGGCGAUGGUUAUGCUCCUUCAGAACUUCAAUUUUGUUAUGGAUGAUCCGACUUACCGCUUGUCGCUCAAGCAGACCUUAACUAUCAAGCCGGACGGGUUCUACAUGCGGGCUAUCCUACGUGAUGGUCUCACGCCAAGCCAGCUGGAACAUCGCCUGGCCGGCACGGAAAUACCACCAAGUUCUGCGAAGCACCAGGGUUCGGGGCAUUCCCCGGGAGUCUCCGCCGACGGCAACGCGCAGCUUAUGAGGGUUUUGUAUGGUAGCAACAGUGGCACUUGCGAGUCACUGGCCCACCAACUAGCCAGGGAUGCCUCUCUCCAUGGCUUCAAAGCCGACGUCGAUUCCAUGGAUGCCGCGAAUGGCGCACUUCCUAGAAACCAGCCAGUCAUCAUCAUCACUGCGUCGUAUGAGGGCCAGGCUCCAGACAACGCUGCGCACUUCGUCUCUUGGGCGGAGAACGGCCUGGAUAAGACAUCGCUCGACGGCACCAACUAUGCCGUCUUUGGCGUCGGCCAUCAUGAUUGGGCGCAUACAUUUCACCGGAUUCCGAAGUUGAUGGACAGUAAGCUGGCAGAAGCAGGUGCUACACGUCUCGCUCCUAUCGGCUUGGCGGACGUUGCUUCAAGCGACACCUUCACCGACUUCGAAACCUGGGAGGACAAUGUACUGUGGCCGGCACUCAAGAAGCAGUAUGGCGCGGGCAAGAGCGCUGCCGAGCAUUCGCAUGCUUCUGGGUUGAAUGUCACGGUGACGAGCCCACGAACGUCUACUCUCCGCCAGGAUGUCUUGGAAGGCCUGGUUGUAGCAACCCGAAGGUUGACGGCUGAAGGAGAGCCGCUGAAGAAACACAUUGAAAUUGCUCUGCCUAGCGGGGAGACUUAUAGGGCUGGCGACUACCUCGCGGUCUUGCCAGUAAACCCCAAAGAGACCAUCCAGCGCGUCUUGCGUCAAUUCCACUUGCCAUGGGAUGCGCACAUCACCAUCGCUGGCGAUGGGCAGACAGUCCUUCCUACGAACACAUCGAACGUUUCCGCACUUUCUGACUUCACGAAGAACGUCGACGACCAAGCCUCCUUGAAGCGACUCGCAAACGAGGACUACCAGGAAGUUUUCCAGAAGCGAAUCUCCGUAUUAGACCUUUUAGAGAAGUUCACCUCGGUAGACCUUCCACUGGGAAAUUUCAUCGGCAUGCUCCCUCCAAUGAGAGUCAGACAGUAUUCGAUCUCUUCUUCCCCGCUUUGGAACCCUUCUCACGUCACUCUAACGUUCUCCGUUCUAGAGGCGCCCUCUAAGGCAGGCGAGGGGACCUAUGUCGGCGUUGCCUCGUCUUACUUGGACUCAUUGGCGCCUGGUGACAAGCUCCAUGUCUCGGUGCGUCAAUCCCACGCGGCGUUCCACCUACCGCAAGAUGUCGAGAAAACGCCGAUCAUUUGCAUCGCUGCCGGCACGGGUCUCGCACCUUUCCGUGGGUUCAUACAGGAGCGGGCGGAAAUGUUGAGUGCUGGCCGCAACAUAGCGCCUGCCAUCCUACUCGUCGGCUGCCGUGCCCCUGGAUGUGACGAUCUGUACGCCGACGAGCUCGCCAAGUGGGAGAAGAUCGGCGCAGUGACCGUAAAGCGAGCAUACAGCAGGGCUACGGAGAAGUCGAACGGACAGAAGUAUGUGCAGGAUGUGCUCAGAGAACGGAAAGACGAAGUCCUUGAGUAUUGGAAGAACGGCGCAAAGCUCUACAUAUGCGGCUCUCGAGCCGUCGGCGAGGGGGUCAAGGCGGAAAUGGUGAAGAUGAAGAUGGAUCUCGAGAAGAAGAACGGCAAUGACAUGACCGAGGAAGAAGCGAGGAAUUGGUGGGAAGAGAUGAGGAACGCGAGGUACGCAACCGAUGUGUUCGACUGA